Molecule: messenger RNA, 1215 nt
Organism: Medicago truncatula (barrel medic)
Lineage: Eukaryota; Viridiplantae; Streptophyta; Magnoliopsida; Fabales; Fabaceae
Product: F-box/kelch-repeat protein At3g23880
Exons: 1
Coding region: 1-1215 (404 amino acids)
Molecular function (GO): protein binding
Source: RefSeq, a predicted model, not a curated record
AUGGAUAUUCCUCCAACUAAGAAACGACGAUGUCGAUCAGGGAGAUCUAUUGCACCGUAUCCAACCUUGUUCCUCCCGGAUGAACUCAUCAUAGAAAUCCUAUCUUUUCUUAGGGUUAAAAACAUUGUGCAACUCAAGUGCCUGAGCAAGUCAUGGUUCACUAUCAUAUCCGAUCCAACCUUUGUCGAAAAGCACCUUAAGAAUUCAUCUAAACACCCACAUCUCACAUUAUUUUGGAACCAACGCAAAGAGGGGUUUAACAUCGCCUCCUUCCCCAUGAAUCGUUUAUUCAAAAAUCCAUCCAUCACUGUUUACAGCCGCAAUCUCCAUCGUUUGAAGAACCAUUGCAUUGUUGUUGGUUCUUGUAACGGAUUACUCUGCUUGGUUUUCCAAUCUUAUGUACAUAAUAAGUGCUGGCUCCGUUUCUUGAACCCUGCCACCAAAACAAGAUCUAAAAAAUUAGGGUUGUUAUGUUAUAGCACCCCUCACUACACUUCUUAUUCAUACUACCAUUCUAAGUUCAGUUUUGGUUACGAUGCUUCAACAAGAACUUAUAAGGUUGUAGUGGUUCAUGCUGAAAAGAAUGAAGCUUCGUGGAAAAGCGAGGUUGAAGUCUUCAGUCUAGGUAAUAAUUGUUGGAGAAAUAUUCAGAGCUUUACUGCGGUUCCUCUUAAUUGGUUUAAUGUUCAUAUUCGACACAGUCACCUCAACGACGGUGUGCAUUUUAAUGGCACUAUUAAUUGGAUGACUUACAAGUCUAUUAUUCAUGCUGAGCAAUUUCAGAUUCUUUCACUUGACCUUUCAACGGAGACAUACAAGACGUUUCUGCUGCCUUCAGAUUUUAAUGGGGUUCCAUCUCUUCACAUUCAGCAGCCAGUUCUUAGGGUUUUGAGUGACAGUCUCUGUUUUUCUCACGAUUCCAAUGAAACUGAAUUUGUUUUAUGGCAUAUGAAGGAGUACGGGGUUCAAGAGUCUUGGACUCAAUUAUUUAAGAUUAGUUACCAGAAUCUUAGAAUGCAUAAUAUUCUUGAUGGUUAUCAAUUGGCGUGCAUUUAUGUAAAUGGUGAUAUGGUGAUUUUUGCAAAUGAAUUUCGCAAUUGGGCAUUUAUCUAUAAUUUAAAAGAUAAAACAGCAGAGAAAAUUAAAACGAGAAACUCCAUACAGUGGUUCCGUGGGGCAAAGGAUUACGUAGAAAGUUUGGUUCCGGUUCAUUAA